CAACAAUCCAUAAACAAGGGGCAACGAAGUACAGCAACAAGCAAUGAAAGGUUACUCCAUAGUGACUGGGUGAAGCGCCAACAUGCAGAGUUUGGUAGUGCAGGCACUUGCUAUGAGGCAGCUCGGCAGAUUGAACCCCCGCCACCUCCUGGCUGCAGGGUACGGACAGAGACAGACCGAAUGGUGCCCUAGGGCCAUCCACACACGGCAGCUGUGGGGCUGCUCCGCUUAUGCCGCACUUGGCUGUCACAGACCUUCUUUCUGUGGCAGAGACGCCGUUAGGGGUUGGUCCGUCCAUCAUCUGAGGUUGAAAAGCAACAAGAAGAAGGGUGCUGCUAGGACUGAACAGGAGGAAGAGGAGGAAGAUGAAGAAGACCCUGAGGACAGUGAUUAUGAGGAUGUUGAUGAGAACCCAAAUAUACCAAAAGACUAUAAAGACAUGGAGAUGUAUGUGCAGACGUUUCGCUAUGAUGCCAUCAUGAAGGCUGGCAUCGGCAUGGCACGCAAUAAAAUUGAAGACGCCUUCUAUGACAACAAGCUGUGGUUAAAUGGACAGAAACUUAUCAAGAAAAGUAAAACGGUUAAAGUGGGGGACAAAUUGGACCUGUUGCUGUCACAGGACAGAGAAAAGAACACUGUUACUUUAAUGAGGGUAAUCGUACGCAAAGUUUUCAGUGAAACCAGUCAAAAAGACAGGCAUAAAGUUGCUCUAAGGCGCUGGAAAUGUUUAGAGCUUCCUAAAGAUGAAGCCUUUAAGCCAUAAAUGUGACUAGGACUGUAUUGACUAUGGUACCAUUUACAAGGGACAACAUGUGCAGAAAUAUCAUGGAUUUAGAACUUUUUUAACAACACAGUGUUAAAUGGAUUACAAUGGUAUUAUGUAACAGUGACAGUGCCCAUAGGUUACAGGAUCCAAGAACUGAAUUUUGCCAUUAUUUGUUAUAAAGUGAAUCAAAGGUUAGAGACAUUUUGGCAUUGCUGAAAUAGAUUUCUUAGUGGGUGUUUGAGAUCAGCUGUAAUGAUCUUCAAGACAAAUAUGCCCAGUUGAAAAGUGCUAAUUUUGACCACUGAUGGACUCAUUUUGCUUGCUGUUUAUACUCCUGCAUGAAA
Molecule: messenger RNA, 1110 nt
Organism: Cheilinus undulatus (humphead wrasse)
Lineage: Eukaryota; Metazoa; Chordata; Actinopteri; Labriformes; Labridae
Gene: mtres1
Product: mitochondrial transcription rescue factor 1
Exons: 4
Coding region: 83-763 (226 amino acids)
Source: RefSeq, a predicted model, not a curated record